This is a messenger RNA of Ornithorhynchus anatinus (platypus), 344 nucleotides long. RefSeq names its product NADH:ubiquinone oxidoreductase subunit B1 (gene NDUFB1). Bases 28 to 288 code for a protein of 86 amino acids. The transcript is spliced from 3 exons. The record is from RefSeq and is a predicted model, not a curated record. Gene Ontology annotation, cellular component: mitochondrion. NCBI's taxonomy places the organism in Eukaryota, Metazoa, Chordata, Mammalia, Monotremata, Ornithorhynchidae.
UGCGGAGAUUCCCCCCUCUGGGAGGUGAUGGUGCGAUCCGGCAGGCCGCGGCCUCCUCCCCCCACGCUGAGCUUUGGAGGCGGCAGGGACGGCGAGGGACAGGCCGCAGAAAUCAUGGUGAAUUUUGUUCAGAUUGUUUGUGACCACUGGGUUCAUGUCCUUGUCCCCAUGGGUUUUGUAAUUGGAUGGUACCUGGACAAAAGGAGUGAUGAAAAGUUAACUGCCUUCGCCAAUAAAAGCAAGCUGUUCGGAAGGGAAUUGAAAUCCGAUGAAGAUACCCGGAAAUGAAGAAUUUUGCUGAAAGCAGGAAUGUGUAUCUUUAAUAAAACGUAUUGAAUGACAAA